Molecule: messenger RNA, 2565 nt
Organism: Fusarium proliferatum ET1
Lineage: Eukaryota; Fungi; Ascomycota; Sordariomycetes; Hypocreales; Nectriaceae
Exons: 2
Coding region: 1-2565 (854 amino acids)
Biological process (GO): interstrand cross-link repair
Cellular component (GO): nucleus
Molecular function (GO): flap-structured DNA binding; 5'-flap endonuclease activity; 5'-3' exonuclease activity
Source: RefSeq, a predicted model, not a curated record
AUGGAUGCAUUUGUGACGAGACUUCCCAAGCCGCUGAACCAACUUCGAGAGCAAGUUUGCGGUGACUCACCAGAAACGGAGAGGCCUUCCAAGCGAGCCAAACGGCAGGGAUCACCAGACUCUGAGGGUGGCCUAUGCCCUGAUCACCCCCAGGAUAUCCCACCGAGGGAGGAUUUACCUGGUAAUGGAGCAGCGAAAACAAAAUACCAAAUUGAGGAACACCCUCGAAUUACGGACAUUGAGAACGCGUUACCGCCCACUGCUGAAGGCCAAGAAGCAGUCGAGCAGUAUGAGACGAUGAAGUCAUCACAGGCUUCGGCGCAUGAUGAGGAUGACACCACAGAAACACCUCAGCCACUUUGGGUUAAGGGACGAAGCUCUAUUUAUGUGGAUGCCUUCAAUCUUGCGCUUGAUACCGUCCUAGAAGAAGAAUCGCAUUUAUUUGAUGAGAAAGAGACCGAGGUUUUUACCCAGUGGAGAGAACUAAAUUACGAGGCUCAGUAUCUCUACGUCAGGCUCUUUCUGAGGAAAACUGCAUCGUGGCAUCGCCAUAGUCGUCUUGGAUAUCAUAACGACAUCUCGGACCUUGAGGCAGCGAUAGCUACCCUGCAAUCGUCUCGUAUUCUGCCAGCUAGCACAACCACCCCAAUACAGAGCCCAGUUCAUGAUAUUGAACUUGAAGAGUCGAGAUUGGAUGAGGCGUUCAGCUUUGCCGAUAGGUCAGAAGAUCACAUCGAUUCUGUAGAAGAGGCUGCGUCGCUACUGAGCCUAGACGAGUUGAAAGAGCUUGCUAAGGAAGCAAAAGUCCAAGGGCGCAAUAAGUCAGAACUCAUUCAUUCACUAGUAAAGAUGAGAAAGCAACAGUCUGGAUUGAUGUCAGUAGGCCUCAGCAGACACAACAGCCGUGGUUCUGUUGCCGAAGACCAGGAAAACUUGGAUGCAAAAGCUAAGGGAAAAGACAUCGCAAAGCUUCGGCGAAAAGAUUCGAAUCGAGAGCAGCAUUUCAUUACAAAAAUUAUCGCAAUACUUGGACCUUGCAUUCGAUUGUCGCUAUCAGCCUUCAAGCUUUUUGAGCGGGUGCAUCUUGUGUUCUAUCGAUCGACGGAGUGGACAGAGAAAUCACUAACAACAAUCAUUCUUGCCAAAAUUGCAAGACGGCAUUUCCCCGAAUACAUUGUGUGCCGAACUUCGACUAUAUUUAUGUCGCGCCUGCACCUACUAGAGUAUGAAACUGCCAUCCGCCUGGAGGCUGAAGUCGAUGCAUGGGAGUUCAGUAGCCCACCCGGAGAAGAGGGCCUCAGACUGAUGGUCAACAUUUUUGAGAAAGUUUACCCGCGAUGGAAGAUAUUGGUUGAAGAAGAGCAGCAUAAGGAGCACACCGUCUAUGAAAUGGGAGAGGGUGCUUACUUGAGACGUUUCACACCAGGCCAUUCGUAUACAAGAAUUGUCCAUAAAGCAGCACCAGUUUUUGGAAAGCUCAAACAACAUCUCAGAGAGCAUGAGCUGCUCACCGAGCUUCUCGAUCAACGGCUAUUUCACCCAGCAAGACGAGGUGGUUGGUAUCAACGAAAGGCUCUUCUGGAGGAGCAUUACAUGCCAGCUUUGGACCCGAAUCCCAAAUUCACAGACCCCGAACAGCAGAAGAAACAUUGGAAGAAAAUCGCAGUUGCUACUUGUGAGGCCGGCCUACAAGACCCAGACAGCCAUCUGAUGUUCCACUACGACUUGCAAAAACGCCUUGUCAAGCUAGAAAAGAAACUACGUAUACCACGUCGCUUACAACACGAUUUUGGCCAUGUUGAUCUGCAAAAGCCUAUCGAGCACACCAUUAAAGGAAUUCAACUCAAGAAGGAUAUCAUAGCGAAGGGGGGUCGCCAAGUUUCAACCAAAACAAUAUGGCUCGAUGAGCUAGACACCCAAGACGAGUGCAGCGUUGAAGCAAUGUGCCUGAGUCAAUAUCGAUCAGAGGGUUGGAAGGGGUAUCAUGCUGAGGGUGGGAUUGUUCGCACCCUUUUCGCGUACCUCUUUUACGAUAUUCUCUUUUUGUAUAUUCCAAAUGUGUUUCAGACAGCAUAUCAAACAUGCCCGCUGGAUCUUCACACUGAUGCUUUCUACCCGUCCCGAGCAUCAGAAAUCAAUCACAGACUGGUCGAGAUUGCCAAUGGAGAGGCUCCACGACUUAUCCGAAAAGUCUGGGAAUCAGAACAUGAGAGGAGAACAAGUGUGGUGGGCCUUAACUGGGAUUUCGAGAUUGACGACCUCGUAGAGCUUGCUGGGUGCUUUGAGGGCAGUGCUCUUGCAGCAGUAUGCAAGGUGAUGGCUCAAGAGUACAGACAACGAGGCGGCGGUAUCCCGGAUCUAAUUCUGUGGCGCACUAAUAAUCCACCAGAAGAUUCAAAAGAGGUGCCUGGAAGGCCAAAAGGAGAGGUUAUGUUCUCGGAAGUCAAGAGCGCCAACGACCGGCUGAGUGACACUCAACGAUUAUGGAUCCAUGUGCUUACUGGGGCAGGGGUAAAGGUUGCGCUCUGCAACGCCUUAGCGAAGGAAGUGAGGGAAGUGGAUUGA